Messenger RNA from Episyrphus balteatus (marmalade hoverfly), 816 nucleotides. Its product is annotated as inosine triphosphate pyrophosphatase. NCBI's taxonomy places the organism in Eukaryota, Metazoa, Arthropoda, Insecta, Diptera, Syrphidae. Gene Ontology annotation, cellular component: cytoplasm. Gene Ontology annotation, molecular function: nucleoside triphosphate diphosphatase activity. Gene Ontology annotation, biological process: nucleoside triphosphate catabolic process. The record is from RefSeq and is a predicted model, not a curated record. Bases 121 to 687 code for a protein of 188 amino acids. The transcript has 2 exons.
GUUUUUGACUUUUGUAAACUUCAACCGGCACGGUGUUUUUUUUAUCAACUUGUAAAGAAAGGGUUAUUUUCCAUUUCUUCAAGAAAUCUUUAAAUUUGAGUUUAAUAUUUGUUAAUAAUCAUGUCAAAACCAAUAACAUUUGUUACUGGAAAUGCCAAAAAACUCGAAGAACUUGUUGCCAUUCUCGGUCCAAACUUUCCCCGCAAAGUCAUCUCCAAAAAAGUAGAUUUACCCGAAUUGCAAGGUGAAAUAAAUGAAAUUUGUAUUAUCAAAUGCAAGGAAGCCGCUAAAUUAGUAGAUGGCCCAGUGCUCGUUGAAGAUACAUGUCUUUGUUUUAAUGCCAUGAAGGGGUUACCAGGACCUUACAUAAAAUGGUUCUUGGAAAAACUUGGCCCCGAAGGUUUAUACCAAAUGCUCGCUGGAUGGGAAGACAAAUCAGCUCGAGCUGUAUGCACACUUGGUUUCUCUGAAGGAAUCAAUUCAGAGCCAAUUGUCUUUCAAGGAAUUACCGAAGGAACUAUUGUUCCACCAAGUGGUCCGAGGGAUUUCGGUUGGGAUCCAGUAUUUAAACCUAAUGACUACCAACAAACUUACGCCGAAAUGCCAAAGUUGGAGAAGAACAAAAUUUCACAUCGAUAUCGAGCUCUUGCUGCAUUCCAGGAUCAUUUUAAACCUAAAGACCAAUAAAAGACUAUUGUGCAGAGAAAUAGGCAGUUGACUGCAGUGUAAAAUAUAAAUGUAAACUCUAAAAUACAACUGAAACAAUUGAAACUAAUAAAAAAAACUUAAAAAAAUGACCAACCAAUUUAGUUAAUC